AUGCACGUGUCACUCAUCCGCAACCACUGGGGCCCGCGGCUGAUAUCGCGGAUGCCGCGACUCCGCUUCGGGACGGUGCACUUUGUCAACAACUACGUGGAGGAUUGGGUCGCAAACGCCAUUGGGAUUGACGACACGCCCACGCUCCUGAGCGAGAACAACUACUACGAGGCGAGAAGCAACCGCGAGGUGGUCAAGUAUUGGAGCUCGGGGGGCAACCUGACGACUUUCGGCGACCACUUUGCGAACGGCGCAUACUUUGUGGAGUCUGGCAGCAAGGACUACGUGCCGCCCUAUCCUUACAACUGCGCCCCGGCCGACGAAGCCCUGCGGGACUCCGUUCGACGGACGGCGGGCUGGAUUCCGGUUUCGCUGCCUCCUGACGUAGGCGGAAGCGGAAUUGGUGAGACGGAUGUGGAGGCGUCAGAUACGACCAUGCUGAUUGAUCAAGACCUGCAAGCAGAUUCCGAUUAG
Klebsormidium nitens is the source of this 474-nucleotide messenger RNA. Lineage: Eukaryota; Viridiplantae; Streptophyta; Klebsormidiophyceae; Klebsormidiales; Klebsormidiaceae. The record is from the annotation of a GenBank genome assembly.